This is a messenger RNA of Indicator indicator, 2363 nucleotides long. Its product is annotated as acyl-CoA dehydrogenase family member 11-like. The record is from RefSeq and is a predicted model, not a curated record. Gene Ontology annotation, molecular function: oxidoreductase activity, acting on the CH-CH group of donors. The transcript has 14 exons. NCBI's taxonomy places the organism in Eukaryota, Metazoa, Chordata, Aves, Piciformes, Indicatoridae.
AGGAAGGGUCAGGCAGGGAGAACUGCUGGUGUGACAGCAGCUCCAGGCUCUACAGGACCAUGUUUACCUUCUGCCUGCCUGGGUGGAGAUCCAGCGUUCCCUGCAAGCCCUGGCGGCUGAGUUGCUUCCUGCCUCACCCCCAGGAGCAGUGCCAACCGCCGGGUCCUAAUGCAAUCCACACGGCCUGGGGACAAGGACAACAGGUCGGUGUGCAGGAGAAACAGGUACUGCAAGAUCAGGAGAUGCCUCUUGCAAGGAGAGAAAUGGAGACCCUCUUCCAUGAGGAGCCUGAGACUGGGAACCAGUAUUUGGAGGACGCUUUGCUUCGGAGUUACCUGAAGGCACACCUGCCCCCCAAGGUACUGGAGGAGGUGAAUCAGGACCUGGAGAGGUUUGGGAACCGUCUGCUCACCCAGAUCAAGCCUCUGGGUUGGGAAUGUGAGCUGAACCCCCCUGUGUUUCGUCAGUAUGAUGCCUGGGGGCAGCGGGUGGAUCGGAUCUUCAACUGCUCAGCCUGGAGGAGGAUCAAAGAGAUUGCAGCGGAGGAGGGGCUCAUUGCUGAGGCCUAUGAGAGAAGAUUCUCCAGCUGGAGCCGCCUGCAUCAGGCUGUCAAACUCUACUUAUUUUCAAGCUUCUCUGGAGGUUUCAACUGUCCACUGGCCAUGACUGAUGGAGCAGCCAAAGUCAUUGAGUCACUAGGUAUGCCUGGAUGUCUGAAAAAUGCUUUUGACCAUCUGACAACUCGUGACCCCAAGCAGUUCUGGACCUCUGGGCAGUGGAUGACCGAGCGCAGGGGAGGCUCUGAUGUCGCCAGUGGCACAGAGACAGUGGCCAGGAAGCAGCCAGAUGGCACCUAUCUUCUGCAUGGUUUUAAGUGGUUUACUUCUGCUGCUGAUUCUGACAUGGCAUUAACCCUGGCCAGGAUAGCAGAUGCUGAAGGACAAAUAAAACAGGGUUCCAGUGGCCUGUCCCUGUUCUUCCUGAGGGUCCAAGAUGAGGCAGGGAAGCUGAACAACAUCCAGGUGCAGAGGCUGAAGGACAAGCUGGGCACACGGCAGAUGGCAACGGCAGAGCUGUGGCUGCACGGAGCCAAAGCAGAGCUGAUCUCCGUGGAGGGUCGUGGAGUCUCCUCCAUCUCCAACAUGAUGAACAUAAGUCGGAUUCACAAUGUCAUUGCUGCAGUAGCUUCCAUGAGAAGGAUGAUCACUCUGAGCAGGUAGUACGCUCAUAGGCGGGUGGCUUUUGGAAAGCUCCUCAAAGACCAUCCCCUCCACAUGCAAACAAUAGCCAGGAUGGAGGUGCAGGCACGAGGAGCCUUUCUGCUGCUGAUGGAGAUCGUUCAGCUGCUCGGGCUUGCAGAAACCAACAUGGCAAGUGAGCAGGACCAGCUGCUCCUGAGGCUGCUGGUCCCAGUGGCCAAGCUCUACACUGGGGAGCAGGCUUCUGCUGUUGCUGUUGAGGAAAUGGAGAGUUUUGGAGGACAAGGCUACAUGGAGGAUACAGGCCUGCCAGUCCUAGUCUGUGAUACCCUGGUUCCUCCAUUCCCUUCCACCCCACCGGUGCUGUCGAUAUGGGAGGGAACCACGAAUGUCCUGUCCCUCAAUGUCCUGCGCUCCCUCAGCAAGAGCCAAGGGCAGGUGCUGGCUGCCUUCCUCUCCACACUGCAGAAAAAAAUGGAGGGGGCUUCGAGCACCCCAGAGCUGGAAGCUGCCGUGAAGCAAACACGAGAUGCCGUCAGCAGCCUCACGCAGUUCAUACCAGCAGCUGCUUCCAGGGGGGCACUGACCAUGGAGCUGGCAGCAAGAGACUUCUCCUACAGCCUAGCAAGGAUCUAUGCAGGAGCUCUCUUGAUUGAACAUGCAGCUCGGCCUGACGCUUCCUCUGCAGACAUCUCUGCUGCUCAAAGGUGGUGCAACCAGGAGUUGUGUCCUGUGGCCACAGGGCUGCAGAGCAGCAGCUACGAGGCCAAGGAAGCACUGCUGGACAGUGCGCUGGUGUACGAGGGCAGCCCUGCCCCUGGCAGCAGGCUCUGACUCCAGGGCAACAGAAGGUAGGUGAUGAGCCAAAAGCCCUCCCAAGCCUCAAAGCACAGGCACAGUGGGGACACUCCACCAAAGGCCAGGACAGAUCCUUCAGGGGUCAUCCCCAGCUGCAGCACCUGUUGCGGUCUGACACCCACCCCGUGGGUUGCUGCCACAGCCACUGAGAUCCAGUCUGAGAUGCUGAAAUGUUCUUGCUGUGUUUUAGGCCAAGACUCAGAGAUGAAAUCUAGAGUGUGACUUGAAGCAGCAGCUCUUCCAGUCCCAGCUGCUGCUUCUUAAAGCAACCAGAAGUUAUCUGAAAAUGAUGCAAAGCUGAUUAAA